Messenger RNA from Schistocerca piceifrons (Central American locust), 1329 nucleotides. RefSeq lists its product as uncharacterized. Gene Ontology annotation, cellular component: extracellular matrix. The record is from RefSeq and is a predicted model, not a curated record. NCBI's taxonomy places the organism in Eukaryota, Metazoa, Arthropoda, Insecta, Orthoptera, Acrididae. Bases 22 to 1239 code for a protein of 405 amino acids. The transcript is spliced from 3 exons.
CACAGCAAGAAACUCAUCGACAUGGCCUGCAAGCUGAUCGUCCUCGCCGCCUUCGUGGCCGUCGCCCGUGCCGGCUACCUGGGAGCCCCCGCCGUGGUCGCCCCCGGCCCAGCCAUCGCCGCCCGCGCUUACGCCGCCCCCGUGGCCUAUGCCGCCCCCGCACUCCACGCUGCUCCCGUGGCGUACGCCGCCCCCGCACUGCGCGCCGCCCCCUUGGCCGUCGCCCCCGCCGUGAGAGCCGCCCCCGUCGCAGUCGCCGCCCCCGCCGCAGUCGCCGCCGAGUACGACCCCAACCCCCAGUACAGCUACGCUUACAGCGUGCAGGACGCCCUCACCGGUGACUCCAAGAACCAGCAGGAGAGCCGCAGCGGUGACGUCGUCCAGGGCAGCUACAGCCUGGUCGAGCCCGACGGUUCCAUCCGCACCGUCGACUACACCGCUGACCCCGUCAACGGCUUCAACGCCGUCGUGCACAAGGAGGCCGGCGCCCACCCCGCCCCCGUCGUCACCAAGGUGGCCGCCCCCGUCGCCUACGCCGCCCCCGCCGUCGCUAAGAUCGCCGCCCCUGUGGCCUACGCCGCCCCGGCCAUUGCUAAGUACGCUGCUCCCCUUGCCUAUGGCAAGGAUUCUGAUGACGGGAGGAAUGAUAACAGUGUUCUGUUUCUUUUGCAGUUGAUCAUUCUGUCCGCGGUGGCGGCCAUCGCAAGCGCCGGCUACUUGGGCGCCCCCGCCGUCUACGCUCCCGGUGCACCUCUGGCUGCCCGAGGAUACGCCGCCCCCGCCUACGCCGCCCCCAUCGCCCGCUACGCCGCCCCCGUCGCCAGGGCCUACGCCCCAGCUGUCGCUGCUGCCCCCGCCGCCGUCGAGUACGACCCGCACCCACAGUACAGCUUCGCGUACAACGUGCAGGACGCCCACACUGGAGACUCGAAAGCCCAGCACGAGAGUCGCAGCGGAGACGUCGUCCAGGGCAGCUACAGCCUGGCCGAACCCGAUGGCUCCAUCCGCGUUGUCGACUACACGGCUGACCCCGUCAACGGCUUCAACGCCGUCGUGCACAAGGAGGCCGGCGCCCACCCCGCCGUAGCCGCCCCCGUGGCCGUCGCCCACGCCCCCGUGGCCGUCGCCGCUCCCGCCAGGGCUUACGCCGCUCCCAUCGCCAGGGCUGCCUACGCCGCCCCCCUCGCUAGGGCCGCCUAUGCCCCCGCCCUGGCCUAUGGCGGUGCUUACCAUGGUUAACGACUGACAUGGACCAACCAACCUCUCAUUCUCAUUUUGUACAAAUUUUGUAUCCACUAAUGAACAUCAAAAUAAUAUUCAUCUAAACAA